GGGUGGUUGGAAGAGCAGCUUCUAACCAUUGGAAAGCCUCCCACUCCCUGUACAAACACCUUCGCUACCGGCCUUCUGACAGCAGGGAAAAGGCAAAGAGACGCUACACGGAGGUGCCAGGCUUACCUGGUGGCAGCACAGCGUUGACCAUGUCAGGGACAGCUCUAACUAUGCCAUGCUGAAUAGGCUUCCAGUGUUCACUGUCUAGCCUCACAUUUGAAGGAAGGUCACUUGGGCCUGGUUAUAAAAGACUUCCAGACCCCUGCAAGCAAAACUCUCAUCUUGAGAAGCAAUCAACAGACAAGGAUGGAGAAAGUAGAAGAGAAAUGACGAUCAGCAUGACGGUCAACACCACAAAAAAAGAAAACAUCACAUCGAUGGCCACAAAAUCCCCUGAAGAAAUUCUGUACCAGAGCUCUGGUGCAAUUGUAGCUGUCAUUGUAAUUGGAGUAAUAAUCAUACUCACCCUGGUAUUGCUCACUUUAAAGCACUAUAACAGACAAAGCCGACUGAAAAGAGAUCUGGCGCCAAAAUCAUCAAAGCAACUUUCAAAUCCACUUCCACAGACUGGUCUUGACACAAGCAGGCAAACAUCACAGGUUUCUAGUUCAUUGAAUAUUCCAUUGGAAAGGAAAUAAAAGCUGAAGUACCAAUGUAAUGGGACAGAGAAGGAUGCUAUUACAGACUGAAUCUGGAUAAUUUGGGUCGCAGAAGUGCGAAAUAAAAAUGUGUUACUAAAAUUACCAUCUUUAUCCAGUCUCCAAAGGACCCAUUAUCUCUCAGUUCACAAACUUUCUGGGCUGCACUUUAUUUUUUCAGACUGCAGAAUUUCAAAGAGAAAGCAGUUACAUCAACAAUUGUAGAUCCCUGAAAAAUAGUUGGGAUCACAGUUCCUCACGAAAUCUCUACAUUCGUCGACUCAUCUGGAAAUAAUUGAUUUCUUUCUUUCUCUCGUUUAGAGACCAUAAGUAAAUCAGGGACGUUAAAAGUCCAACACUUGUGUUUUUAACUCUCACAACAUCCAACGCUAUUUUGAAAAGUACAAUGAUUUUGCCUUUAUUAACUUGCUUGGUAAAUCACCUUAAAUAUUCAUCACUUUGAUUAAAAAGUUCGAGGUGAAUGGAAUUAUUAACAUAGAGAAACUGCUAAAAGAAUCGAAGUGUAAUAGUGAACACAUCACUUCCAAAGUAUUUGAUGUUUCUAACUUGAUUUUCAUUUUUAAUGGCUUCAUCUCUUUACUUAUACACUGCAAGUUUUGUUCUAGUAUCUGUGUUAACUGAGAAAAAUUUGUAUGUAACUGUGAUCUAUGUAAUUUGACUAUGUGCAAUACUUUACAUUUAUCAGUGUUAAAUAUAUUUUACUGUUUCUCGAUCCAGAUAUGUAGACGUUUUUGAAAUAUGCUUUUUUUAUUGCUUCCCUUAUUUUCCUUAGGCAGCAAUUUUUGACAAAAUUGUAGUUGAUUUUGCUACUUGGAUUGUUUCAGUAAAAUUCUGAAAGACUGCAUUCUCUCACAACAUCUUGCAUGAUCUUGGUGUCCUAUUUAUAAGACACAGUCCUAUCUAGUUCUAUGUUCUUCCUGCAUUUGUGCAACUUUCCAUUUAAUUAGCCUGUUUACAUGGAGAUUUUUCAAAAGCUUUCUUAAAAUUCUGAUGAACAGUGUCAAGGGUAAGCUGACAGCUAUUUUAUCCGUAAUGUCCUCAAAGUAGUGAAGAUGUUGGGCAGGAUGUUUUAAAUCCAUGUUGCUUGUUUCUUGUUAAGUUAUUGCUUCAUGAAUACUCUUUCAACAUGUUGCUUGGAAUAAAUUGUAUUGUUUUACUACUUAUUAAUGUUAUGUUAAUAGACUUGUAGUUACCUAGAUCAAAUUCACUGUCUUGUCUUUUGAGAGAUUGAUUUAAAGUGAGACAAUGGAGGUUCUUCAAGACCCCCAUUUGUAUCCGUGCCAUUGAAAAAAAAUUCUGUAAAACAAAAAUGUAAAAUGGGGAAAUUUGAGGCAAGACCAUUUAACUCUGCUGGUUUGACAAGCCUGAUUGUUUAAUUUAAAAGGCAAUGCUAUAUCCAUAAACCAUGGAAUCACUGAUGUUGUUUUGCUUUCAAGUUUCAAUUUUCCAAUGUCGAGGUUGUGGGUACAUUUUACUCCUGAAAUUAUAUAAUCACCAAUUACUUUGUAAUUUCUUUUGCUCACUCUUGUCACAAGUUGUUUCUCAGAGUAUGGCCUUGUAUUUUGGCAAUAUGCAACACUGACAGAAGUCACAGCCAAGUGAAAUUAAUGCAGUUACUACACAAUAUUGUAGUUGAUACUUGAGUUGACUAAUCUGUAUUAAGUAGGUUUUAUUUAUUGCUUUGUGUAAAUGCAUAUAUUAAAAUUAGAGCAAUCUGGUAUUAAUAGACCAAUAUAGUUGGUUUAUGUAGUUUUUCUGAUCCCCAAUCGCUAUAAGAAGAUCAUUCAAUAAGUGGAGAGCCAUCAAUGAAGAUAAGUCAUGCAAAAGCAGCAACAACCCAGGGCUUACUUGAGCUGAAUACAAUACUAGCAAAACCCCAUGAGCAAAUUCUUGUUUGAGGAAAGAGAAUUUCAAAAAUACAAGGUGAAUCUGUAAAUUUUAAAUAAAUGCCCAACUUGUCCUAAAGUGUUGCAGUGUUUUAUAAUAUCAAGCCUGACCUUCUUAUAAACAUGAGAAUUGUAUGUGAAAUUAUGAAGAGAACGUUCAUUGUUUACAUGCAAAGUGACACAUUGAAGGAUCGAGUCACUUUAAGUGAAACCAAUUUUUAUUAUUGCACAACAGAUUUUUGCUGAAUUUGAAAUGUGGAUGCCUUCCUGUCAUGCAGUUUCCUGUACGCAAUAAAUGUAAAAUCUGCAUUCACAGGUUAGUCUUCAUACUCAUUCCAUGUUAUUGGCUGUUUUGAGGCUUGGUAACUAAAUUGUAAUUUCAAAACAAGUCCACAAAAUAUUGCCUCCAUGCAUUUGUCUGCAUGGUUAAGUGGUAACUUACAUUUAAAUCGUUGGGUUAUAUGUUCAAGUCCUGCUCCAUAAAUGUGAAUUCAUAAUCCAAGCUGAUAUGUCAGUGCAGCAUGGAGAGGUUUACAUUGUUGGAGGUGUCUUCUUUCUAACAAGACAUUAUAUUAAGUUCUUGUCUAGAUGGAAGAUCUCAAAAGACAAUGGAUGUUCUUCAGAUGUUCUGAGCAACAGUAGCUAAACAGCAACAUGAAAAUGAGUGAUAUAAAACAAAAAUUGCAGAUUCUGUAAAUUUGAAAGCAGAAAUUGCUAGAGAAACUCAGUGGGUCUGGCAGCAUCUUUGA
This is a messenger RNA of Rhincodon typus (whale shark), 3294 nucleotides long. It is a transcript of the gene ncmap, whose product is annotated as non-compact myelin associated protein. The transcript has 5 exons. Gene Ontology annotation, molecular function: structural constituent of myelin sheath. NCBI's taxonomy places the organism in Eukaryota, Metazoa, Chordata, Chondrichthyes, Orectolobiformes, Rhincodontidae. The record is from RefSeq and is a predicted model, not a curated record. Gene Ontology annotation, cellular component: Schmidt-Lanterman incisure; paranode region of axon; plasma membrane. Gene Ontology annotation, biological process: regulation of myelination. Bases 327 to 638 code for a protein of 103 amino acids.